Messenger RNA from Puma concolor (puma), 839 nucleotides. The record is from RefSeq and is a predicted model, not a curated record. NCBI's taxonomy places the organism in Eukaryota, Metazoa, Chordata, Mammalia, Carnivora, Felidae.
CCGGGUCAGGGGUCAGCCCGCAAAGAUGGCGGCGACGGUGACCUUCUGCCGGCUGCUGGGCCGGAGCGGUCCGGCGGCGCUGAGCCUGCCCCGUGGCGCCAGGUGUCUAGGGGUGCGGACUUCACCGACCGGGGAGAAGAUUACGCACACCGGCCAGGUAACCGACACUGGUUGCUCAACUAGGCUGCGAUUCCUUUUUCGCCAGAAGCGUGUGAAUGAAAACUUUGCCAUCGAUUUGAUAGCUGAGCAGCCCGUGAGUGGAGCUGACCGUCGGGUGGUCGCGUGUGACGGCGGCGGGGGGGCUCUUGGCCACCCGAAAGUGUACAUAAACCUGGACAAGGAAACCAAAACUGGGACGUGCGGCUAUUGUGGACUGCAGUUCAGACAGCAGCAUCACCAUUAGCGUGGCCAAGCUGUGCACGCGCGGGCGUCUCCGCCUUAACACGCAGCAGCCAAGAGCCCGGUGCUGUCACGGGGCGCCGCCGGCUGAAUAAAGGGCGUCGUGACCCAGGACGGCGAGCCGCACGCGUGCUGCUUUCAGAGAGGACUUGGGAACGAGCACCCACCUGGAAGGGCAGGGUCCUCCUCCGGGCGCGCGGGGGGCCUCGCGGCACCUCCUGCGAUCCGGGUCACCGCACCGGGUGGCCGAGGGGCGGGAGGGAGAAGGGCUUCUCCGAUUUUGCGGACGAAUUGGAGGUUCGUCAGGCUUAGGAGCUCCCACAGGGGCCGGUGCUGGGUUCAGGCCUCCACCCUCUGACUGGAAGCGUGUGCUCUCCCUGCCACUCCCCUGCGCCUGCGCUUCAUUGUGUCCUCAUCUUUAGGGUGAAAUAUAGACUCUU